AUGGCUCUAAUAUGCAUUGCUUUGAUUCUUGCGUCAACGGGUCUUGGUAGCCCGAUAUCUGGGCGCUCGCAAGACCGCCGACGCCCCAUAAUGCUCGAUAGCUCCGGAGGCUUCAACGUUGGAGGUAAAAUCAUCUCUGACCCCAGGUUCCCCAACCUUACGCUUUCGUGCGACCAUGGAUAUAUGGAAUACUUCAUCCCUUAUACGCCACGAAAGACGAGUCUCGUAAUGUGGCACAGUUCCAGCACCCAGACCUUUCAGAACCGCUGGGACGGUGGCCCUGGGUUCAAGGAUAUAUUCUUGAGGCGCAACUAUCCAGUCUACCUCUGGGAUGGGCCCAGAGUCGGACGCGCGAACUGGGGUUGUGACCCUGAUACCUAUACACCUUCUUACCGAGACCAAGGCAACUUUGCUGCGUGGAACUUUGGACCUUACUACAAGAACUGGUGGCCAGACACCCAGUUUCCGAAAGAAGACGAUGAGGCCUGGCUGCAGGCCACGCGAUCGCGCUACGUAGAGUACGACAGUGAUGAGAAUGUCGAACUGCAUUCCCACACGGCAGCAGUUGGUGCCGACUCGGGCAAACUCGGCGAGGACAUUGUGUACCUGACCAACUCGGCGUCGGGGGUUCGCGCACUGAUGACGGCGGUCAAGAGUAACACGACCAAUAUCAAGGCCAUUGUAUGUUUCGAAGGCUAUGGAUAUGUGUAUCCCGACAAUGCCAACGUCACGGCUGGCACGUCACCAUUCGGCGGCGGCUACGGUCCCUACAUUGUGCCGCUCGAAGACUUUAAGAAGCUGGCUAAGCUCACAGCCGUCCUGUUCUACUGGUCCGACCACAGGGACGAAUCCUACACCUUUUUGAAGCAGUCGCGACAGGUUGCUGCGCUCAUCAAUCUGUACGGCGGCAACGCGCACGUGGUCAAGUUGGGCGAUGACUUGGGGUUCAAGGGCAGUACUCACGUUGCAUUCGCGGAUAUGGAUAAUGAAAAGAUUGCGGACCAUCUGGAAGAUUUCUUGGACCAGAACGAUCUGACGGGCUAUGCAGGGGGGUCGGAUUCACGGUCUAAGACGAGGAGGUAA
Pestalotiopsis fici W106-1 is the source of this 1083-nucleotide messenger RNA. RefSeq lists its product as uncharacterized. The record is from RefSeq and is a predicted model, not a curated record. Lineage: Eukaryota; Fungi; Ascomycota; Sordariomycetes; Amphisphaeriales; Sporocadaceae. The transcript has a single exon. The coding region runs from base 1 to 1083 and encodes 360 amino acids.